Cornus florida is the source of this 4483-nucleotide messenger RNA. Its product is annotated as pentatricopeptide repeat-containing protein At1g11290, chloroplastic-like. The transcript is spliced from 5 exons. The coding region runs from base 95 to 1987 and encodes 630 amino acids. Gene Ontology annotation, biological process: RNA modification. The record is from RefSeq and is a predicted model, not a curated record. Gene Ontology annotation, molecular function: protein binding; RNA binding. NCBI's taxonomy places the organism in Eukaryota, Viridiplantae, Streptophyta, Magnoliopsida, Cornales, Cornaceae.
UUUACCUAAAUCCUAAAUAUAUUUUUAUAAUUAACUAUGGCUAAAAACUUGAACGGUGUGUCUAUUGUGGGGCCCGAAGCUUUGUAAAACGCUUAUGUUUGAGUCAGUUUUGACUAUUGUCACCAUUCUAAUCAAUCGUUAUUUGCAAAGGCUUUGUAAAAUGCAUAAAGUUGUUGCUAAGUUGAGGCAAUGCAAACCAGCAAAAGAUUCAUGGAGGUACCACAAUAGCCACCUCUCCUUGUUUGGGAGUUUCACAACUUUUUCUACCUUGAACAAUCCAAUUCAAAGACACCCACUUGCCAAAUCUGAACUGAAACACAACAAUUCUUUAGAGUUCCACCAUUUAAGCAAUGUCUUACAGGAAUGUGCUGAUUCUGGGGAUUUCAGAGCUGGCAUGUCAGUCCAUACACUUCUUAUGAAGUUGUUCUAUAAUGGGUUUACAUCUUUGUGGAACAAACUGCUCAAUCUGUACAACAAGUGUGGCCAGUGUGGAAUUGCCCGCCAUUUGUUUGAUACAAUGCCUGAAAGAGAUGUUGUUUCGUUUAAUAUUAUGAUUUCAGCUUGUGUUCGUAAUAAUUCUGCUUUUGAAGCAAUUUGUCUUUAUUCCAGAAUGAGAGAUGAUAAUGCUAUGCCCAAUCAUAUCACUUUAGCUCGAUUAAUUGGGGCUUGUGAGGGUUUAGGAGCUGUGCAAUUGAGAGAGGUAUUUCAUGCACAAGCAAUUCGGUAUGGGUUAUGUUCUAAUGAAUACGUCGGGAGCUCUUUGGUUGAUGGGUACUCAAAACAAAUGAGAUUAGAAGAUGCUAUUAGAGCAUUUGGUGAUAUUUCUGAGUUAGAUUUGGUUUCAUGGAAUAUUAUGAUUGAUGGGUGUGUGCGAAACAAUAGUAAAGAACAUGCCCUGAGGAUGUUUUCUUGGAUGCUACAAGAGAAUUUGGGUUUUGACGGGUUCACAGUUACAAGCAUUAUAAAAACAUGUUCAGAACCAAAGGAUUUGAACCGUGGGAUGCUGCUCCAUGGUUGUGCUAUAAAAUCUGGUUUUAGUCAUGAAACACCUGUCAGCAAUGCUCUCAUAACGAUGUAUUCUAGAUGUGAAGAAGGAAUGGUGUCUGCCACAAAAUUAUUUGGAGGAGUUUUAGCCCCUAAUAUUAUUUCUUGGACUGCGAUGAUGUCUGGGUUUAUGCAGAAUGGGGAAAAUCUGGAAGCGAUUGUGUUUUAUCAGAAUAUGCUUAGAGUAGGCAUGAAAGAGAAUGAUUUCAGCUUUUCUUGUAUACUUCCAGUGUACAGUAAUUUGGGAAACCUUGAGCAUGGAAGGCAAAUUCAUGCUAGGAUCGUGAAGUCAUGGUAUGGCGCGGAUCUCUCUGUGAACAAUGCUCUUAUAGAUAUGUAUUCCAAGUGUGGCAGCCUGAAAGAAGCUCACUUGGUCUUCAGGACAAUGGAGAAACAUGACAAGGUUUCUUGCACAACAAUGAUUACAGGUUUUGGGCAGCAUGGCAAGGGAAGAGAGGCACUUGAAAUUCUUGACAAAAUGACAAAGCAAGGAUUAAAUCCUGACGAUAUUACAUUUCUUGGGUGUCUUUCUGCAUGUAGCCAUGGUGGUUAUGUGGAUGAAGGGAUUUGGGUCUUUAGGAUUAUGAUUGAUGUUCAUAAUCUUAAGCCUAGAAGGGAACAUUUUUCUUGCAUUGUUGACAUGCUUGGCCGUGCUGGGAGGUUAAACGAGGCAGAGAGAUUUAUUGAAGAGAUGGGAAUUGAAUCAGAUGUCUUUGUGUGGGAAACAUUGCUUGGUGCUUGUAGGCUUCAUGGAGAUAUGGGGUUGGCAGAAAAGUCAGUGAAAAAGAUUAUCGAGUUACAACCAGAGAAGCACGGGCCUUAUGUUUUGUUAGCCAACAUGUAUGCUGACAGGGGAUUGUGGGAAGACAAGGGACUGGUGAGGGAGAAUCUGGUUAUGGGUGGAUUAAAUAAGGAAGCUGGAUGCAGCUGGGUAGCAUAUUAGCAUUGCAGAGCUUUUAAUGCUGAUACAAUUCGGAUUUUUGGUGAGUUAGCUAAAACAUUAUGAAAUCGCCCAAAUUGCAGGCCAUAGAAUCUGAACAAUAAAAUAUCAUGUACAAAAGAAAUCUAAGUUUGUGGUUUGAAAAUUUAUGUUUCGGCAAGGCAUCGCAAGGUCUUAAGUCAAAAGGCAGUUAAAAACUUCAAGUGUCAAUGUGGGCUGCUGAAUCUGAAAAACGAUUUCUUUUUCUGAAAAGGAUUUUUAAAUUAGGGACGCUUCUCUUUUCUGGUUUUUCAGGCUUAUUCUAUAUCUGAUAAUUUCAGUUUCCCCAAACCUGCUGGCACCAUAGAGCAAUGCUGGUUAAUUGAAGAACCUGAUUGGGGUUUAAUUACUGGUCACUGGGCAGAGGAAUAGUCAAGACUAGUUGGACUGUCUAACCUGCUUACCUUUUUUGUUAAGCAUAAACAGGGUAUCAUCAGGGUUUCUUCAUAUAUCUGGCUUCCUUAUCUGUGAAAUAGGUUUUAUUUGUGGGUUACUUUUAGGGCAACAGAGAAACCUAGGUUGAUGUUUGAUUAUUGAGUCGCUAUACUAACCAUUUAAAGUAGUAAUUGGAAAGACAGUCGCCUGUUAUUUGUUUCCUAGAACACAGGCAUUUGGCAGAAACCCCUCAAUGAUUCCCAUUCUCCAUAGAGCCUGAGAAAAAUCAUUAGAGGUUGUCUACCAGUUGCAUUUAGGUGAAACACUGAACAAACGCGAAUGUAUUCAGUCUUUCCAUAUCAGUUGCAUGGAGGGAAUAUUUGAAGAUAUUGAAAUGGGGCAAUUUCUUUCUUGUCUUCAAUGGCUACAAACAAAUCCAAUUAAAGGGCUAUUGGUGACACAGGGAAGUAACAGUGGUGGGAAGCUCUGAUACCAUUUAACCAAAUUUUUUAGUUAAGCAUGGGAAAACAGCAAAAAAGGUGAGACCAUAUAUGCUUGUUUCAGCCUCUGCAGUAACUCUGAAGCAACCAGAACAGGUUUGGGGGAAUGCCAUUCUAAAUACCUAAUUUUCCAAGGGACGGAUGAUCAAUUGGCAUUGAUGUACUAGAGUGGGCUGAAGUUAUGAUGAGAUUAUGUUCCUUCACCAAAGUUCUCUUGAAGCUAUCAAUCCAUGAAGAAUCCUAUCAAAUGGCACUCAGAGGAAGACAAGUUGAAGCAAACUUUGAAACAUUUUGUGAAGACUACUUGCUUUGAGACUUCUGAAUAAAAGAGAGAUAUAGAAGUAGAAGGGCACAUUCAAUCUUCAGCGCAGGGUAGAGCUGUUUGGUAGCUCGCAAGGCUCAUAAUCUUGAGGUCAUGGGUUUCAAAUACACUAAUUGAGCACUCGCAGCCGGAACAACGAACUGUUAUUUGUCUAUAUCGAUCCUGCAAACUCUGAUACUAGUGUACUCAUUUAUAUGUGCAAUUUGUUUAUUUUAGUUUUUAUGUGUGAUAUAUUUGUUUAUAUUCAUUUUUGAGAGUACAAGGAGAGCAUUCUAUCCUGUUUCUGCCUUCUUUUACAUUAGCUAAUGUGUAAUGCAACUAGCAAUCAAUCUUACUAUGUUGCUCAGAUACUAUUUAGACUUGAAAGCAAAGGGAGGCUGUGAAGGGGGUUGAAAUCAUGCUUUUCGUUUUUUCGUUGCAAGUCUCCAUAGGUCCUGUCAACACCAUCUUGGUAUUCGUGUUGGGUUAUCUUGUAGGUAUCAGACAGAAUUUCUUGUCAGUUGGAUACCGUUUGAUGCUGUCAAGUCCAGCUGUUAACUUUCUGCCCUUGUAUGUGUAUACAAUAACGAUGUUUUUGGAAAAUAUUGCUGGUAUCAUUGAGGGAUGAAUUGCUUGUUGGAUGAGAUGAUCGGUGAUUAUGGUUUCAGAGGAUUGUGCUUCGAAAUUUCAUUAUAGAAUAUGUUGGUUAAUAGUAAAGACCAAAGAACCCCUUAGGGAAAAAUAAAAAAUAAAAAAGACCAAAAAAUCAUUGCUAUUUGUAGCAUUAUGUCAUUCUGGCGUUCGUGUUGGUUUUCAAUUUGCAUUUGUCUGUGAUCCAAACAAAUUGCAUUUUUUUACCUGAAAUUUGUUUUUUUCUUGUUACUUACCUUUUUAAGUGAUGUAGAGUCUCCUGCUCUCCUCUUGUUCCUUUUGCUGUUUGUGUAAGAUUGAAAAUUUGCAUUUGUUUACAUUUAGAUUAUUGAUGUCAUGUUUAGUGAUAUUUUUCUUUCUUUUUUGGAAUUUGAUUUUUCUUGUUGCUUACCUUUCUAAGUGAUUCUGAGUCUUCUGCUCUCCCCUUUUUUCUUUUGGUGGUUGUGUUAGAUUGUAAAUUCGCCUUUGUCUAAAUGAGGUUAUUGGUACCAUUUUUAUUGAUAUUCUGUCUCUUCACUAUUGCAAUUCAAGGGCGGAACAGAAUCAUGGCAAAAUCUUGAGCCCUUCCUGAAAUAUAGAGCACAUGCUGCCUUUACCAUUGCGUGUUCUUUAUGCAGCUCAUUACCACUGUUG